UUCCCUGGAAAGAGGAUCAGAGACACAGGGGGAUUGAUGAAGGAUGGGAGGCGGAGGCGCAGCGUCCGACAGAGGCUCGGCGAUAGCGGGCCCUGUGUCCGAGAGUGGGUCAGAGAUAGUCAGCUGUGUUCUUGGGAGUGAGUGAGGGAGAGGAGGAACAAAGGGCAGGAAUGAGGCGACGGAAGUGGGAAAUGGGGGUAGAUAAGGAGUAAAGGAGCGAGUCAGCGUCUUGAAUAGAACGAGAGAGAAAGAGUGCUGCCUGGGAAAACCUUAAGCAUCAGUGUCAGAUUGAUUUCGGAGGGCAGGGAUAAAAAGCAGUGAAACAUGGCGCGACAGAGGGUAAAAAAGGAGAGACUGACUGAUUCUAAAGUAGAUGGGAAAAAUGGAAAGAGUACUGGACUUCACAAGAAACCUCAAGUUAAGGAAAAGAAGAAAAAAUCCAAUUUGGGGAAUAUUUUCAUCAAUAUAGCAAUUGUACUGUGCAUUGUGAGCAGUGUCUGGUUUUGCUAUGCUAUCUACAUGAGAUCCUGGUUUGCUAACCGAAUCGUAACUCCGCAUCCCUCUUUGCGGAUACUAGAUAACAAUUUUACAAGUCCAGCAUUGUCGCCAGAGAAAUUCUGGGGAUCCUACCGACCUCAGGUAUAUUUUGGAAUGAAAACACGGAGUCAAAAAUCAAUUGUAACAGGCUUGAUGUGGCUACAGCAGUUCAAAGCUGAGGUGAAUUUGCGACAUACAUGUGAACAGGGUGAUCGGUUACCUGGGUAUGGCUGGCUCAUGCAUGAUGGAAUCAACUUUGGUGUACAGGAAAUUAAAGACAAUGAUUUCAUUUUAACAACUGAGUUUUUGAAACGUCUUGGUGGACAGCAUGGUGGAGAUUGGACAUGGCGAAUUACUGCUAAACCACAGAGUUCUACCCCAGAGAAUCCAGUGAUAUCGUUAUUGUUUUAUGUUGCUGGUGAUGGAGAAGUAAUACUUCAGCCACACAUUGAGGAAAAAAGCAGGCUCAUGGCGGUGUCUGGUUCAUCAGAGGAACUAGGCAAAUUCACCCUCACCUUCCUGGCACCAACUGCACUAAAAUCCAGGAAUUAUAAGUAUGCCAGUUACAAUUAUUUGCGGGCACACUGUCCAAGUUUGGAGAUGAUGACAGACAUCGUGAAAAACAGCUUGAACGGUCGUUUUGUGUACAACACAGCGACUUCUCCCAGACGGUACUACAUUGGUGUGGAUAGCUACAGGCCAUCUCCAAAACAAGAUGGGGACACAACACAAGACAACUUCUUAGUUCAUCAAGUGACAGUGCAGGUUCCCUUUGAAGUCGAAGUCCUGUUUGAGUCGGAAAGUUUUACAGGUCAAUCCAAUCGUCUUGCUGGAGAGGUCUUCACAAGUGAGCUGGAGAGGUGGAAACAAGCAUUUGAUGAAAAAUUUAAUACCAUUUUCAAAUUGUCAGAUAAAGGCUUUUCCCCUCAACAAAUUAAAUUUGCUAAAGCAGUUUUCAGUAAUACAAUUGGUGGUAUGGGGUAUUUUUAUGGUCAGUCUUACGUUCAGUCUAUAUACAAUGAAUACCCAUUGCCUUACCUGGAGGGUCCACUGUACACUGCUGUCCCAUCCCGUUCAUUCUUUCCCCGAGGAUUUCUCUGGGAUGAAGGGUUCCAUCAACUUUUGAUCAGUAAGUGGAAUCCAUCUAUUAGUAGAGAGGUGAUUGGACACUGGCUAGAUCUGAUGAAUGUUGAAGGUUGGAUACCAAGGGAGCAGAUUCUGGACAAUGAGGCACGUAGUAAAGUGCCUGCAGAAUUUAUUGUACAGAGGAAUGAAAAUGCUAAUCCUCCUACACUUUUCCUCACAAUACAAAAGCUAAUCGAAGAUUUGAAUGGACAUUUGACGAAAGAGGAUAAAUCUUACCUGAAGAGACUCUUCCCCCGUUUAAAGACUUGGUAUGAUUGGUACAAUUCAACCCAAGUUGGGUCCUUGCCAUCAACCUAUCGUUGGAGAGGUCGUGACACUGAUACAAAUCUGUUCCUCAAUCCAAAAACAUUGACCUCUGGACUUGACGAUUACCCGCGGGCAUCACAUCCUUCUGAAGAUGAGCGCCAUGUGGACCUUCGCUGCUGGAUGACUUUGGCGUCAAAGAUCAUGACAGAUAUUGCAAAAAUUAUAGAAGAAGCCCAUCAAGACUAUCAGGACAUGUAUGAGAAGUUGAGUGACAACUCUUUGCUUCAAGAACUGCACUGGUCUGAGGAUCUGAAAGCAUUCUGUGAUUAUGGAAAUCAUACUCAGUCUAUUAUGCUAGAGCGAGAGAAAAUCUAUGUGCCACCUGGCCAGCCACGACAGCAUGUCCAACCUGCCAGACUUAUCCGUUCUGUUCGAAAACAACCGAAACUUCAGUAUGUUAAUGCUUUUGGUUAUGUCAGUCUCUUCCCAUUCCUACUUCAAAUUCUGCAGCCUGAUUCUCCAAAACUACUUCAUAUCUUAAAUGAUAUCAGGGAUGAUGAGAAACUCUGGACUCCUUAUGGCCUACGGUCACUUUCAAAAUCUAACCCCCUCUAUUUGAAACGUAACACUGAAUAUGACCCACCUUACUGGCGUGGACCUAUUUGGAUUAACAUGAACUACCUUGUGGUUCGGGCACUACACUUCUAUUCCACUCAAAAUGGACCAUAUCAAGAAAUGGCAGCAACACUAUACCAGGAGCUGAGGACUAACCUCAUAUCAAAUAUGUAUAAGCAGUUUGUACAAACUGGUUACUUGUGGGAGCAAUAUAAUGACAGUACUGGCAAAGGGCAAGGUAGCCACCCAUUUACUGGCUGGUCUUCCCUGAUAGUUUUAAUAAUGGCAGAGCAAUAUUAAUGCUGUCACUAAUGACAUCCUGUGUAAUGGUUUAGGGCUGUGCCUAGGGGAUCCUUUUGUGAAUGAAUCUUUUAACACAUGAAGUAAUUCAAAUUAAACUUCUCUGCAUGUCUGCAUAUUAAUUGGAGAAAACAAAUCAACAUUUAUUGCCCAUGUAUUCUGUGUGUAAAAUAGGCACAACAGUGACAAACUUAUCAGCACUCUGCCCAUGUGUUUGGGUCACUGCUACUGUUUCAGGGCUUUAUAGGUGGCCCUGGUGGCUACCUAAAACAAGCAUUGGGCCGCUUGUACAUGUGAGAGACCUAAUGUCUAUUUUAAGGCCCUGUUGGAAGCAGACAGCAGGAAUGGUCCAGCGAGGUUUUAGUGGCUGCUGAGAAACAGGUACACUUGUUAAAGUCACGGAUUUGAACCUGGAGCCAGGAGGAGCACGACUGUGUUCCUUAGUUCCCAGCCCCAUUGAAAAGAUUCUGUUGGCGCACAAUCACAGACUUAAUGAGAGCUUGCCUCCCUCCUUUUUAAAAGUAAAUCACAUCUUGAAUUUGUUAAAGGCAAACUUAUAAUAAAUGGAUUUCUUAUUAAAGUUUUAGUUGAAAGAUUAAAUAUUCUGGCUACCCUUUUCUUCACAGGUGAAUGAUUGGAUGAGUGUCAGUUACAUUCUUCAGAGAAUACAUUGAAUUCCUGAAAUAUCAAAGAGUCAGUUAGCUGUUUGUAUGUGGAACAGUCAAUUGAGGACUCCAUUGUAGGUUUUGUUGGGGCUGUGCUAACACUGCCACUACUGUAAACCUUUGUUUAGCAGACUAGAAGUUACUAAUGUUUCUGUACUGCAACGAUACCAGAAUCUAAACAGCAAGACCAGUUUAUGCUAGAAUAAUUGGUUUUAUAAGAAAACUAUUCCUAAAGAGUUAUUGUGAAGCAGGUAUCUGCCCUGUUUAGUAAAUUGCACAGCCCUUUCACGGGUUUAUAUUAAAUUCCUUCUGUGCCCCUAAUACCAUGUAGACAUUUGCAGCACUUGCUUUCUGAUUUUGUGAGAUGAUUUUAGAAUAGAUUUCUUCUACUUGCUUCUAAAUUGGGGGUGAGAACUUCAAAGCCACUGAUCAAGAUUGUGCAACAUCCAUCUGCAGCAGAGUCAACGAUAAGCAAUAUUGAGAAUUCACUGCCUGUAAACCAGGUCAUAUUGGAUAUAUCUUGAUAACUUGGACAAAGUUUUUUUUAAAUAAACUGAUCAUUCCUAUUUUAA
Stegostoma tigrinum is the source of this 4081-nucleotide messenger RNA. It is a transcript of the gene mogs, whose product is annotated as mannosyl-oligosaccharide glucosidase. Gene Ontology annotation, biological process: protein N-linked glycosylation; oligosaccharide metabolic process. The transcript has 5 exons. NCBI's taxonomy places the organism in Eukaryota, Metazoa, Chordata, Chondrichthyes, Orectolobiformes, Stegostomatidae. Gene Ontology annotation, cellular component: endoplasmic reticulum membrane. The coding region runs from base 325 to 2844 and encodes 839 amino acids. Gene Ontology annotation, molecular function: Glc3Man9GlcNAc2 oligosaccharide glucosidase activity. The record is from RefSeq and is a predicted model, not a curated record.